Tetrahymena thermophila SB210 is the source of this 1859-nucleotide messenger RNA. Its product is annotated as transmembrane protein, putative. The transcript has 8 exons. NCBI's taxonomy places the organism in Eukaryota, Ciliophora, Oligohymenophorea, Hymenostomatida, Tetrahymenidae. The record is from RefSeq and is a predicted model, not a curated record.
AGACAACAUAAUUUUGUAAAUUAGAUAUUAAAUACAGUUAAAAGUAAGCUUAUUGCUAAUAAAUAAUAAAUUAUGGUAAGUGUUAAAAAAAAAGUAGAUCAUGAUUCAAUAUUGUCUGUUUUCAAAGGGAAACCUUUAAUGUGCUAAUUGAUAUUGAAAUUUUUGCUGUUAACAAUAAUUGUAGAAGUUGGGAUCAUCAUUCUCAUUUAUUUUCAAACAAAGAAAAUUACAAAUGAAAUAUUGACGGAUUCUAGUAAUUACAUUGUAUAAAAAGUCAAUUUUGAAAUGGUUAACAUAACAAACUAAAUGACACAACUAUUGCAAAGCUAAAUUUUUAAUUUAGGAUUACUAGCAAGCGAGGUUAUGGAGGCUGUAAAUAUGGUUUAAGAAACUGAAUAUUAAACUUUCUUCCCUGUAAUUUAAAAUCCAGCUGAUUUUCAAUGGACUGUUAGUCCUUAAUCGACUGAUUUCAGUACUUCUUCUUUCUUUUCUCCACUAGUUAGUAAAGGAACUAUACUACCAAACAUGUAUGCUAUUUUAAACUUGUAAAGAAUAGUUCCAUUUUUGAUGACUGACUUGCUUUAAUCCUAAAUCUUUAGAGUAAGUGUUAUAUAUGUUAAUAAUCAAAUACCAGAUAAUUCAUUUAUUAGAGUUUUCCCUUAAUAGACGUUGAAUCCUAGUAUUGACUUGAUUGCAACAGGGAUAUAUUCUUAGUAUCAAGGUAUUAGAACAUUACAAACAGACUAUUUAAAUCAGAACAGAAUUUUAAUUUAUGGGCCUUAUAAUGAUGACAAAAAAAGCUGCUCACCUGACUGCACUAUAUUAAUGUCAGUAUCCAAAAUCAUAUCGACUUCAGUUAAUGAAUAUUAUAUUGCUUAAGUAGAAUUUAAUCUGAAUAUCUUUUCUGAAAUAUUCCUUUCUCAUGAGUAUAAAUCAUCGGUUGAAUUUGUUGUUAUUUAUAAUUCGCCUUCUAUAAAAAAAAUUAUUUAAGCCCCGGACUAUUGGAAUUAUUCAAAAAACAACCCAAGUAGAGACUUUUAAAAUUAGAAUGUGUAAGUGCAAAGUGGGAUUGAUUUUGAAACCUUUCAAUAGCUUGUUGUUCAAAAGUAGUAAGUUAUAGUCUAAAGAAAUAAUAAAAAUGGUGUGAUGACAAAUUAUUUAGUAAACGCUGUUACUUUUAAUACUUAUUUUGAUAUAGAUGGUAAUUUAAGCUAUUUGGAUGCUGAUGUUACAAAUACCCCGAAUUAUUAUUGCGUAUUUAUUUAUGGAGAAUAACAAUAAAUGUACGAGAUAACAGAAAAGAUAUCUACGCUUACUUAUAAAUAGGAAUACACAACUAUAAUGAUUUGUAUUAUGUCAGGCUUUAUAACAAUCACUUUGAUUACUGUCUUCACUUACAGAGUGUCUGCUAAAUUAGCUAGACCCCUAAAAGGUUUAAUAAAAAUGGCUAAAAGAUUAAACAACAAUACUAUGCACAAGAAAUCAGUAAUGGAUUAAACCAAAAAAGAAAUUGAGGACUUAUUAAGUUAGAGUGAAUAUUAAGUAAAAGAAUUAAUAUAGUCUUUCAAAGAACUUAUAAAUAACAUAGAAAAGAGAAACAAUAAGAAUAAAUCAAGUGAAAGAUAGAGGAGCAUCGAAUAUCCUUUGAAUCAAUAUGAAUAGUCCUUUGUAGAAAAAGCAAAAGGAAGAUCUGAUAUUAUUUGGAAAACAUAUAGUAAGUUUAUUGAAAAUGAGCCAAAAUUUUCAAAGAAAGACACAAAAAAGUGAAUAAUAAUAAGAUAAGAUUUAAUAUUUAUUUGCAACCUUUAGUAAAUUUAUAUUUUUAUACCACUGACUUUAUUAAAAAAAUAAUCAAUAAU